GAAGAAGAAGUGCACAGCUCCUUCUUUUCCGGGUUCUUUUUCUUUCUUUGCUCUGGCAAGCUAACCGAGCUCACGGUCUUGUAAACCAAACCAAACUGGACCGGUUGUCCUUUUUCAUUUCAUGUGUUUGCUUCUGGUAGGCUAGCUAGCUACUAGUACGGUACCUUGUAGUGCAUCCUGCCAUCCUGACUUGCUCAAUUGACCCGUCUGUUGUAUACUGCAUGUCCAGAUUUAGUUGUACUGUACUCAGUAGUAAAGCAAGAGAAGAAGUAGUUUUAGUAGACCAAAGACAAAGACAAAGAUGACGGACGUUGCGGAGAUUGGCUCCAAAGCCAAUGAUACUCCUCCCAUGGCAGUCAUGACCAGUGACAAUGAUGACGAAGUCUCUACUAGUAGAAGAAGAAAUGUCUGCUGCUGGAUGAAAGUAACUCGCUGGGUGCAAGUGUUGAUUACACACUGCGUGGUGACCAUGUCGAUGCAUGCGGCAAGCCAUCCCUUUAUUUACGUGACCGUCUUGCCCACUCUCAGUUUUACCAUUGCCGGCAUUGGAUUAAUGACAAAUUUUCAUUUGGAGUUGGACAUUGAAGCCGUACUGUCUCCCGCCGGCAGUCAACCGGCGAUUCACAAGGAAUGGGUCGAAUCGCCCGAUGGAUUUCCGUACCAGACGCGAGAAGUCGCCCUCUUGAUGCACCGCAACGGCGACAAUGUGUUGUACAUGAAUGCCAUGGAACGCGUCUUUACUGCCGUUCAUACUGUCUUGACGACGGACGGUUAUGAUGACCUCUGUCAACAAGGUGCUUACAUCAAUUUCGAUGGUGACAAGACGUGUCGAUUCAUGAGUGUCACGGGAUUCUUUGACGAUCACUCGGUCGAUGCCUAUCAGGAACAAAUUCAAACCGAUCAACAACUCCAAGAAGCAUUGUCGGCACACAAAUUUGCCAGUGGAUCGCCGGUCUAUCACGAUGCCAUUCUCGGGAAUUGGAUUCGAAACAACAGCAAUGAUACCAUCACAUUUGCCCAAUCCUUUCUCGUGGUCUUUUUUCUACCCGAUCUCGACGACGAUGCCAAUGCAUUUGAAGAAAAAGUAUUUGAACGACUCGAUGUGCUUCGGCUGGAAUGGGAACAAGAUGAUAUUUUGACCAUGGCCAUGCUUUCCAUUCAUGCGACACAAAUGGAAUACCAACGGGCCAUUUACGGCGAUCUCUACUUGAUUGGAGUUGUGGCCGUAAUCAUGUGUUCCUUUGUCGGAAUUACCUUUGCAUCCUACGGAUAUGGGCAUCCCACGUCGCAGUCGCGAACUCUGCUUGGCGCCAUGUCGGUCUAUACCAUUACCAUGUCCUGGUUGGCUGGAUGUGGCGUCAUGUUUGUGUGUGGCGUGCCCUUUACACCCAUUACUCAAAUUUUGCCCUUUUGUGUCUUUGGCAUUGGAUUGGACGAUACCUUUAUUAUUGUCGGGUCGUAUUUGCGACAAGAUCACGGCCUGGAAAUAUUGCCGCGCAUUCGAAAGACUAUGGAGGAAGUCUCGCAUGCCAUUUCCUUGACGACUAUUACCACCGUAUUUGCAUUCUUGUUGGGACUCCGAUCCGGAUUGCCAGGAGUUCGGUGGAUGUGUUUGUACGCGGCGGUGACCAUUGCGGUUGAUUUCAUCUUCCAGGUUACCAUGUUUGUCUCAUUCAUUGCACUUGAUGAACGAAGGAUACAAGAGCAUAGAAGAGAUAUUUGUGUUUGGAUCAUUGAUCAUCCAGAGGAUCAGGAUGAAGAUUUUGUCAUGAUCGAUUCGCAACAAGAUCAACAACAACAACAAGUCGUACUAAAACAUCAGGAAACGCAACUUGGCGAUACCACGGCAUCUACAGGAAGCAACACGACAGAACAGGUUGACGCAACAGUCACAACAACUCCUCCUAUCAUGUCCAUGUCGGUGAGCUAUGAUGAUGAAGAUGUUCGCAACAAGACGGACGAUGAUGAUGAAGAGGAGGUGGAUGUCGAUGACUUUGGGGAACAGCAAAGGCGAGAAAGUGCCAAUUUGGAGACGAGUGUCUCACACGAAAUUAUCGCAGAGGGCACGUACGAUGACGACGACGUUGAUAAUGUCAUGAUCCAUGCCAAUGUACCCAUUGAUGAUACAACAACCUCCGUCCCCUCGAAUGCCAUUAUGGAUGAGAAACCAGCAGACGAGGAACCCACCAAACAAGCUUUGAUGAUGGAAAGCACCAGUCUUGUUCCAGAGGAUGCCAAGGCUCCUCCUCCACAGGAGCAACAUGACGGACCUGUAGAACGACAAUUGGGUAUCCCUGAACGCAUCAUGAGUCGCUACGCGGACCUGAUAUUGCGACCCUGUGGCAAGGCCGUCGUCUUGCUCUUGUUUGCUGCGUUUACCGCGGCAUGUGCCUACAGUUGUACGCUCCUCGAACAAGAGUUCAAAGUAGGAGACUUUGUACCCACGGAUAGCUACCUGAAAGAUGUCGUUGCUGACAUUCAAACCUACGCAUCCGUCGUACGGCCCAUUGGAGUGUACUUUCGGGACGUCGAUCAAUCGGAUCCCGAAAUUCAAGAACAAAUGGUCAAGUACGUCAAUGAUCUGGAAUCGCUCCCCGAGCUGAAUACGUUGGAGUUUGAUAUUGCGGGACAAACCGAUGGGCAACAAACGGGACAAGUCACGCCCUUUUGCUGGGUGCGCGACUUUAAAGAGAUGGAAGAUGAACUCAUUGCUUCCGCGCCCAGCCUCAAAUUCGUCAUACAGAAUCUUACGUUUACGGAGCAACUCAAUCUGGCGUUGAAUAAUCCCACUCUGCGGGAAGUCUACGGGCAGGAUAUCAUUCGAGAUGACGACGGAAACAUUGUCGCGUCGCGGUGCUGGCUCUUUUUGACAGAGAUUGAUCUCAACGAGGUGGAAGAUCAAGUAGACCUGUUGCAUGACCAGAGGGCAGUUGGAGCUGCCCAACCCAUCAACCAAGACAAAGCCAAGGGGGAAUGGCCCUUCUUUUUCUACGAUCUCUCUCUCUUUUAUUGGGAAGCCUACGACAUUGCUAUUCAAGAGCUCAUUUCAACAAUCGUGUCCGGGGCGUUAGCAUUGGCCGUGAUUUCUUUCUUGUUGAUCCCACAUUGGACGGCGGCACUCUUUGUGACUCCCAUGAUCCUGGUACUUUACUGCAACUUUCUGGGAACACUCCAGUUCUUUGGUCUACACAUCAAUCCAAUUUUCUUCUUUGUUGUCUUGGUUUCCAUUGGGUUGCUCGUUGACUUUCUGCUUCACGUUUUGAUGAGGUAUUACGAUACCAUCGUCGAGAGUCCCAACAUGACUCGGAACGAACGGGUCAAGGUGACACUUGUGACCAUGGGUUCCUCCAUCAUGCUGGGAGGGUUGACAACGUUUCUUGGAGUGGUACCUCUGUGCCUUUCGACGACCAAGAUUUUCAUGAUUGUAUUCAAAGGAUUCUUUGCCAUGGUAGUCCUGGGAUUGGCCCAUGGUCUGAUUCUUUUCCCAGUGAUUCUGUCAUUGGUGGGUCCUAAUGCAUAAAAAGAUAACUUCAUCUGUUGCUAGUUUGGUGAAAGAGUUCUCUGCAUUAUUGAGAUGCUUCUGACAACACAAUCAAACGUGUCCUCAUAGAGGGGGGGGGCUAAGCUAGGCAGAGGGUCGUCAAAGUUCCUCCUUCUUGAAACCUGGUGGGGCGUGGAAAGUCCAAAAGCAGCGGCGGAGAGUUGACAAAACGGCGUAAAAGUUCCAGGAGAACUGGGCGAGAGUGGGGGGUUUAGUAGAGGAUGGAGGUUAUCUAAGGGCCACCAAGAUAGCUCGGCUGCGUAUGCGUAUCUUCUUCAGAGGGUUUGCCAGAUCUUUCCUUGCUGUUUGUGUUUUGCAUGAAAUGUUGGCCCAUUCCGCGGCUGUCAUCAGCGACCAAAGAGAUCGUCAUCGUAGCCAUCGCCAUAGCCUACCGGUAGAGAGGAAAGGACAUGUGAGGGGAAAUGAAUGGAGAUGCUAGAGCUACACAACUCGAGCGGAACUUGGAACUUACCUCCAUCAAUGUUCCAUCCAUCAGUGGGAGCAUCUGUGGGUGCAAUGGUAGGGCUGUCAGUUGGCGGGUCAGUGGGUCUCGUGGUUGGGAACCCGGUAGGAGCAUCAGUUGACGCCAUGGUCGGGCUUGGGGUAGGCGCCUCUGUUGUUGGACUUGGAGUAGGCUCAUCUGUGGUACCGGUAGGACUUGGAGUCGCCUCAUCUGUGGUCGGGCUUGGAGUAGGGCUUGGAGUGGGCUCAUUUGUGGUCGGAUUUGGAGUGUUCUCAUCUGUGGUUGGGCUUCCGGUCGGAGAGUUUGUUGGUGCAUUGGUUGGGCUUUCGGUCGGAGAGUUUGUUGGCGCGCUGGUGAAGCUAAACGUAGGAAAAUCGGUUCCGUCAAAGGGAGGAUCGGUUCCAAAAGGACUUUCAGUAUCGGGUCCAUCAGGGCUUUCAGUAAUGCUUUGGCAGGGAACGUCUGAACAUUCGCAUGGGUCAACUGGUUCACAGCUUGCCGGAGGGCUUUCCGAAAGGCAGCAUAUCAUACGCUGAAUCCAAUCAUAGGCCACCGAGACGCGGGCAUAGACACCUGGUUAUUUCAAGAGAAAACACAGCAACACACGUAUUCGUUUAUCACACACAUUGGUCCAGUAUAUGCAUACUACAGUGCAAUAAUAUUACUCGGCUCCAACCAACCUGGAUAAUUUGGACGAGCACAGCCAAUGCCCCAGGAAACAAUACCAACUUGUACAGUUCCGGCACCUUUUCCUGCCAUGAUGGGUCCACCACUGUCUCCCUGGCAGGAAUCUCUGCCUCCGCCUUCAACACCUGCACACCUGUAAGUAUGGGGGGAUGGCAAUAUUAGCAAUGAAGGAAAUUUGACCAAGCAGCGUUUGAAGUGGUUAUCACAGCAACACACAGAUGAUCAUCCUCGAUGAAACUCCCAUAACUGUUGGCACACUCAGAAAUGGGAAUGUACCGGACGUAGGUUUGUCGCAAGAGACCAUCGCUGCCAAAGUUACCCUCUGCGGUGACACCCGUUCCGAUGACUUUGAGCACUUCACCAUCCGAAGGUGUGUCCUCUUGAUCAUUGAGCGGUAUUCUGACAGAUCCGUGUGAAGCUUGGCCAUGGUUGUCAAUCUUGAGCAGCAUAAAGUCGUAACGGUGUACGGGAGCACGGUCUGGGUGUUUGACAUGAGCAAUGACACGUUCCCCCUGUUGUUCUGGUCCCACGUAGGCGAAACUUGGAACAGGGCAAUGGGCUGCUGUCAAGACUAUGUCUUCCCAAAUCAGACUUCCUCCACAGGAACCCAAGUCCACAAAAUACGGAUGAUCUGCAAAGUCUGUAACCCUGCCACCAACAAUGGGAGCACCACCAUAGCCCCCAUCCUCUGUGCGGCGGCGACGAAGGGUACCGGUACUACUGCCAGCUGCAGCUUGCAGCAUAAUCAGCCAUAGCAUCAACAUUAUCUGC
Molecule: messenger RNA, 5462 nt
Organism: Seminavis robusta
Lineage: Eukaryota; Bacillariophyta; Bacillariophyceae; Naviculales; Naviculaceae
Source: the annotation of a GenBank genome assembly